Cloeon dipterum is the source of this 4341-nucleotide messenger RNA. RefSeq names its product guanine nucleotide-binding protein subunit beta-1 (gene Gbeta13F). NCBI's taxonomy places the organism in Eukaryota, Metazoa, Arthropoda, Insecta, Ephemeroptera, Baetidae. Gene Ontology annotation, cellular component: cytoplasm; heterotrimeric G-protein complex. The transcript is spliced from 9 exons. Bases 315 to 1340 code for a protein of 341 amino acids. Gene Ontology annotation, biological process: G protein-coupled receptor signaling pathway. Gene Ontology annotation, molecular function: protein binding; signaling receptor complex adaptor activity. The record is from RefSeq and is a predicted model, not a curated record.
GACUACGGGGUUUGCAACGUUUAGUAGAAGGAAGCCGCGCCCUUCAAGAAGAGAUUGAGUGUGUCUUGUAAACAUUUUAUUUGUUACCUUUUUGAAUACUUGUUUGUACGGACCAGAUGUGCUCCGUGAAUGUGUGAGAGGUGGCAUUAGUAGUGAAUAUCAAUGCAUUUUGUAAGUAUUAGCUAAGGAUUAGGCGAGAAUCCGAGUGCUGGAGCUGAAGGCGUAACACCUGACUCACACUUCGCACCGCACCAAACUGCAGGAUACUCUGCCAAGCAGCGACUGCCUAGCCGUGUGUGGUGGGACUAGCAAGUAUGAAUGAGUUAGAAAGCCUUAGGCAAGAAGCAGAAACCCUAAAAAAUACCAUCAGAGAUGCACGUAAGGCGGCGUGUGACACGAGCCUGGUGCAGGCCACCAGCAAUAUGGAGGCAAUCGGACGUAUACAGAUGCGCACCCGCAAGACUCUGCGGGGGCAUCUCGCCAAGAUCUACGCCAUGCACUGGGGAUCAGACUCAAGUAGGAACUUGGUUUCGGCCUCUCAGGAUGGCAAGUUAAUCGUGUGGGACAGCUACACGACCAACAAAGUGCAUGCCAUUCCUCUGCGCUCCAGCUGGGUCAUGACCUGUGCCUACGCCCCAUCCGGCAGCUACGUCGCAUGUGGCGGUCUCGACAACAUCUGCUCCAUAUACAGUUUAAAAACGAGAGAAGGAAAUGUCCGCGUUAGUCGGGAGUUGCCUGGACACACUGGAUACUUGAGCUGCUGUAGAUUCCUCGACGAUAACCAGAUAGUCACAAGUUCAGGAGAUAUGUCUUGCGCACUCUGGGAUAUUGAGACUGGCCAGCAGUGCACAUCCUUCAUUGGACACACGGGAGACGUGAUGUCUCUGUCGCUUUCCCCCGACAUGCGCACAUUUGUCUCAGGUGCUUGCGACGCUUCGGCAAAGCUUUGGGACAUCAGAGAAGGAAUGUGCAAGCAGACUUUCCCUGGCCAUGAGUCAGAUAUCAAUGCUGUUACAUUCUUUCCAAAUGGUUUUGCAUUUGCAACUGGUUCUGAUGACGCUACUUGUCGAUUGUUCGACAUCCGAGCUGAUCAAGAAUUAGCCAUGUAUUCACAUGAUAAUAUUAUCUGCGGUAUCACAUCAGUCGCGUUCAGCAAGUCUGGUAGACUGCUGUUAGCGGGCUAUGAUGAUUUUAACUGCAACGUCUGGGACUCAAUGAAAACUGAGAGAGCAGGUAUCUUAGCAGGCCAUGACAACCGCGUUAGCUGCCUAGGUGUAACCGAGGAUGGAAUGGCAGUAGCUACCGGCUCUUGGGAUAGCUUCUUACGAAUCUGGAAUUAAGGAAAUCAACGUUAAUUAUUAACGCGAAGUUAAAUUAAGAUCCCCCGUUUUGAAUUUCCCCCACCGCUGCCACAUUUUUCGAGCAUUAAACAACAAGAAACAACAAGAAACUACAACAACAAUCAUCUCCGACACCUGCGUCCCUCUUUGAGAUCUGCUGCUCCGAUCAUCUUGUGUAGACGAGACAAGAGAAACAGUUUGCCGUUGCGUUGCAGCGCCCGCCUGCUCGCCACCUUUGCUUCUUCUCUUGACACCGCGCGCUGCUCGGAGGAGGACACGAAGGAACAAGUGGCGAGACAGACAGCAGCAGAAAAUUUAACUUGUGCCAGAAGGGAGAAGUCAAAGUCAAAAGUACAUUUAAUGAAAAUACACUAACACAAACACACACACACGCGCAACACAAACACACACACACAACACACACACGCAAAACCUUCCUCGCUCUAAAAAUUGCUAAACAAAUUAGGGGCUUAAUUUUAUUCGAGCGGCCAAAUGUUGUUCUUGCGUUUAUUCAAGUCGUUUUUAACGCUACUCCUAGUCAAAUUGAACGCCCAGAGCAGACGACGCUUCAGUUGGAACGGUCGAUGUGUUCACCUUUUGCAAAAUUUGCGCGCGCGGGAGUAGCCUCUUUUCCAUUCCCACUGCCUCAAUUAGAUGCAAAAAGGGGGGACAAGUUAUAAAACCACAAAACCGUUUCCAGUCUUGAAAAUCGUAUUGGGACCACGCCACGGGUUCUUGCAAAAAAAAUAAUAAUCUCAUUUUUAAUAAGAGCAGUGGGCGUUGAAUAAUCACAAAAUCACACACACACACACAAAUAUUCCAACUGCUGCCCUUGGGAAAAGAAAAAGAAAUCAUUUUUACACCUUGCAUCACCACACUGGACACACAGACACACUCACACCGAGAUAGGAAGUAAGCUUUUGUGAGCAGCAUUUUCUUCAAGAACGGACUCGAAAGUGUAUCUAACCGCGCGAGAGGGCGAGAGGAAAAAGAAGCAACCUAAAAGAGCGAGGAGGAUAGAAUUAACAUACAGAUUCAAAUAACUAUUGUGAAGAUAAAAAACUGAUUCGUUUGCUUUGUUGUGGAUCUUGGCGGAGUAAUUCUGACGAAUGAAAGCGAGAACUUUUUGCUACUAUAUCCGUAAAUCUCAUCGGUGUGGUGAGUGAUUUCGAGCGCGCACGCACGAAAACCAAGCAACCAACUCGACCUGCACUCGGGCCGCGCGCACACGGCGCCCUCGCAGCAGCAGCAAAAGUUUUCGCUGUCGACGACGGUGGUGGUUUUUUUUUAUAAUAAAAAAUCCGAUUCAAACGAAUGAAAAAAUAAUUAUGGUGUUAGUAGCAGCAGCAGCGAGAUGAGUAAACGUGACUUUUAAGAAGCAAGAAGAGCGAGUAUGUGCGACAAGCAAGCAAGCGAGAAUACAUCAACAUCAACACUAGCAGACAAAAUGAAUGAAUAUACACUUUUAUGAAUUGUUACGAUUGCUUUGCAGUGACACCCGUUUCCGUAAAACGAAAAAAAGAACAACUGUACGACACAACACACACGAACACACACGAUUUUCAUUGGCAUUGUAUCAAUACGUAUUAAGAACCGCGGAGAAUGCGCGCGCAUUUGGAUUUUGAGCAAAAAAUGCAGAUGAAGUAAUUAUUAAAGCAUUAAAAAUUUUAAUAAUAUUAGAUGUUAAAAAAGGAUGAGGAUGAGCAUAAGGAGAAUUAAUUAAACAAAAAAGAAAGAAACACGAUUAUUACUUUGGAGUAAGAAAAAGAGACCCACGAAAAAACAAACACAAGAAACACUUUAUAUUAGGUACUCUGCUUUCGAUGAGUCAGUCAGUAUAAGUGAGUGAGAGCAAAUCCUUGAUUAAACAAACAUUAGAUUGUGCAAGUAAGACAGACAAAGUGUGACGACGGUGCAACAACUGCAGAACUGUGUAACAAAUGUAGUGGAACUGACAUCUCUCUCUUGUGCAUGUGCAGUAUUUGUCAAGCAAGCAACACUAAUUAAUUAACGGUUGAUUGAUUGGUUGGUUGGUUCGUACGGAUUCACGGCAUUUGGUUUUGCAUGUGAACAAAACAAACGAGUAGAGCGCGCACACGACACACACACUGUAUUAUUAUGUAAAAGAGGGAAGAAAAUCUAACACUUUGACUUCAAAAUAGGCUUACCAGUUAGUCAGUAUAAAAAAGAGAGUAUGCGAGAAGAAGUCAACCCCGACAUUUCCUACGUAAAAAACAACACACCAUCCGCACACACGCAAACAAACUCAAAAGUCCCGUCUUUGUUGCUUACCGAGCGAGCGAGCGUGCUUUUCUUUCCGUAAAAAUUUAGGAAUCGCAAUUUUUCUUCUACUCUGUGCGAAUGAGAUUCGAGAGACGCAUUUUUUCGUUAGUCGGCGUGCGAGUGAUGAGGGAACAAGAAUUAUGAAAUAAAUAAAUAGUCAGAAACGCGCUUAUGUUAUUAUCGAAACGUAACAGUUAUACAAACUCUCUCCUGCCUGCUUGUUGGAAAAGAAGAACGUACAAUUUGUUCAGCACUAACCGUAGCACAAAAUUAUUUUCUCGCUCCAAUUAGUUGUUCUUUUACACAUCUGUCCAAAGUGCAUUUAUUAUCGAGUAUGUAUCUAUUUACAAAUUUACAUUAACUAACUUCAUUCCACGCACAAAUAUUGUAAAAUUCUGUUCUGUAAAAAAGUUGGCCGGAUUUUUUUAAUUUUUUUUUGUCGUCCCCUGUAUAUUACGCUGAGAUAGUGUGAGAGUGCUGUUGUUUUUUCUCUUGUGUACAUUAUGUAUUUGUGAACUUGUUGAUGAUGAUUACUUUUUGUUCCGCCAUACGCACUGCGAAACAGAGAACGAAGUUUGUUUAAUCGUACUAGCCCCCCGUACUCUUUAUUAUUUUACCCUCGCGAGCAUUAUCACCGUGCCUCUGUUGAGUUCUGCAUGAAUGGAAUUCAUUGUUAAAUUAUGUCUCCUAUAUAUAAUCAAAUACACUGUAAACCUUA